Molecule: messenger RNA, 2909 nt
Organism: Tuber aestivum (summer truffle)
Lineage: Eukaryota; Fungi; Ascomycota; Pezizomycetes; Pezizales; Tuberaceae
Source: the annotation of a GenBank genome assembly
AUCGCUCCCUGCAUCACCACAACCACCAUAUCCAGCCGAAGAGCGAUGGCAGUUUACCAAAAGCUCCCAGCUUCUGAAGCGGAGACCGGUGUUGCUGCUACCGGCACUCCUCGACUGGCGAGGCUCGCAGAUGUUUUGAGGGCUCUAUCCCACACUCUCGGAUUAGUCUUGUUUGCUUUCGUCUUGAGCGUCUUCCUAUUAGGUGGCCCUCCGGCUUUCGAACCCCUCAGGGGCCCUGGAUUCCACUUGGAGAAAUCCUUUAGAAGAGACCCUUUAGAAUAUGUCCUGGGCAAUGGUUGGGAUGUUAAUUCAACUCCUGCAACCCGAAACUAUAACUGGACGAUUUCUGAAAUUGAGGCUGCACCCGAUGGUACGGCCUUCUCUCCGCCUCCUUCCAUAACCCCUGAAAACAAGCUUUUCUGGGAUCCUGCAUGAGUUCUAACCGAGUCACAGGUAUCCUGCGUACGCUUAUUGUUAUCGACGGCCAGUUUCCGGGGCCGCUUGUCGAAUGCAAUGAGGGUGAUACCAUUGUGGUGGAUGUUUACAAUGGUGCCACAAACUCUACAUCGCUUCAUUGGCAUGGACAAUAUCAGAACGGAACGAAUUGGAUGGAUGGGACUGCGGGCGUUACAAACUGUCCCAUCCCGCCUGGCAAAUCCUUCCGUUACGAGUUUACCGUCCGGGAGCAGUGGGGGACAUACUGGUAAGUCUUGAACCCCUCGCCAAGGAUUGGGGCUUCCACGGUUAAUGCCCAUAGUGCUUAGGUAUCAUGCACACUUUUCAACAUCGAGGAUAGACGGGUUAUUUGGCCCAUUUAUAAUCCAUUCACCGAGGGAGAACAUUCAGGGUGAUACGGAUAGGGUGGUUAUGGUUCAUGACUAUUAUCACGAUCUGUCCGCUGCGCUUUUGCCGUGGUACCUUGCCCCGGGCAAUGAGAAUGAUGAGCCUGUUCCGGAUGGUGCCCUGAUAAACGGUAUGGGCGUCUGCUCCACCUGCGAACCCUCUUCGGGGAAGCUUGCUACGUUCGCUUUGGACAAAGGCAAAAUUCACCGUCUAAGAUUCAUCAAUGUUGGAGCCUUUGCUGAGUUUGACGUGGAGAUUGACCAGCACGAGCUCUCACUCGUCGAAGUUGAUGGUGUGGAGGUGGAGCCCUAUAGCCUGCACAGGUUCCGAAUCAAUGUUGCCCAACGGUACUCGGUUCUCCUUUAUGCAAACCAGCCCGCCGAUUCAUACUGGCUGCGUGCCCGGAUGAUUGCUCAUUGCUUCGCUGAGAUCCCGGAGGAUUUGAAGCCGGAGGUACUUGGUAUCAUACGAUAUACUUCCAAUGAGGAGGCACCAACCACAAAGGGAUGGGGGGAAGCAAUGGAGCUAGAGUGUAAAGAUCUCAACACCUCCGAGGUUGUCCCAGCGGUUGUUAUGUCCGCUCCGGAGCCGGAUGUGCUCAUUUACCUCCGAAGCAACUUUGAAAUCGGAGCAUACCGCCUGAGCAGAGGGUUCUUCAAUAAAACAUCCUGGCGCCCUGCAGAGGUUCCCACAUUAGCGCAAGCCGUUAACGGGCUUUGGCGGGCUAACAGAUCGUUCUCUUCCGAGGGCAUUCUCUCGGCGUAUGACAUCAAUAGGCAAAUGGUUUAUAGAAUUGAUGGAACUAAGACAGUCGAUCUCCUAGUUGAUAAUUUCGACGACGGGUGAGUUGGCCAUCCGAAAUUAGCUCGGGUGUAUACUUAUGCCAUCCAGAAACCAUCCCUUCCACCUUCAUGGUUACAAAUUCUGGGUCCUAGGGCAAGGGCGCGGAUACUUUGACAAGUCAACUUACGCUACCCUAAAUACUACAAACCCCCUGCGCCGCGAUACUGUCACCAUUGAAGCCUAUGGUUGGGUCCUCAUCCGCUUCGUGGCGGAUAACCCUGGGAUGUGGGCUUUUCAUUGUCUGUUUCCUUCUAGAGCAUCGCUCGGCCACCAAACUAACUUUCCUAAGGUCAUAUUGCAUGGCACGCAGAAGCGGGAAUGCUGAUGCAAUUUCUCACUCGGCCAGACAUCGUUGCGGGCUGGAGAGUCCCCGAGGAUGUGAAAGGGCAUUGCGCCCAUCCGGAGGACCAGAGGGGUGGUGGGAUACCCGACGAGGACUUUUAUGAGCUGGCGAAGAGGCCAUCGGGCGGUGAAUGACUUUUCGGUGGGGAUAAUCUUGGGUUACCUUUGGCGUUCGGACUUGUAGGGAAUAUCCAUCACCAGUACAAGGAUAAAUGGACCAGUGCUAUGCGGACUUAUCCCACAUAUCGGAACGCCGGUUUUCGAAGAGACCACCUAACAGUAUUACCAUUGGUCGGUCCCUCACAAGUGCGGUAGAUAUUUAUCACAAGUCUCUUUUUCCUUCACACUAUAGCGCCUCCGGUAGACAAGAAACGUGCCUAUUCAUCGCGAUCGCACAAUAUUACUACAUCUAAGUUACCUAAGUUGGGGUGCAUUACGAAAGAGGUAGGAAACAUGCUAUUCCAAGACAUCCGAAUCGAUAACUUCUUGUUGUGAGUUUGCGCUGUCUACACCUUGAUCCUCGAAAACCUGAACCCACCAUUAGCCUUACUUAAAACCCACGGGUUCGGAUUCCGGGAGAAGUGAACCGCUGCCGAAGUGAAAACGAGCUAUGAGGUGUUGUGGCUGAGGGUGCGGUUGAAUGCUAGGUUAGGGGCCAAAUUGUCCUGUAGCUCAACAGUGACCGGGCAGGACAGGAUAGGGCGGGGUAUGGCAAGGUAAGGUGGGAACUGCACCGGGGAGAUAGUGCACGGAUUGGUUACUAGGAGUGCUGUGUAUUACUGUUCAUGAGUGGGAAUGUGCGAGUGAGAGAGUGUGAUGUAAGUUGUGGAAGAUCUUGGAGGGGUAUAGUGUUAGUGAUAAAUAUAUCACAAAGCCCCAAG